This is a messenger RNA of Schistosoma spindalis, 3285 nucleotides long. The record is from the annotation of a GenBank genome assembly. Lineage: Eukaryota; Metazoa; Platyhelminthes; Trematoda; Strigeidida; Schistosomatidae.
ACUUGUUCGCAAGUUUAAAUGGGAGUCGAUUUAUCUUAGGUAUAUGUAGGUAACUGUAGAAAAGUAACUAGUCAUAUCAGUUAUCUUAACUGAAAGGAAAAAAUAAACUUGCUUAUGAGAAUAGCUUCGAACAUAUAAUAUAUAUGGUUAUUCGUCGUCAACAUACCCAACAUUAAUUCUUUUACUCUCCCAUCGAAUUAUAUAAUUCGUAUAUAUACGAACCUGUAAGUUUAUAACCUCCCUUUCUUCGUCUUUCGUGUUCGUAUUUUUCUGUUCCAUGUAACGUCUGUUUAUUGCAUUUUAGAUUUCAACGUCAUUUUCCCGUUAAUUCUUUGAUUCGUGUUGACCAACCAGCUGCUUUCUUGUGUCAUUCAACCUGUUUUUCCAUAAUGUGACGAAACUGUUGUCACCGAUAUGGUCAAAGGAAAGUUUCAGGCUUAUUUUCCAUUUGAAAAGAAUUCUUUGACGUACAGCUGCCUUCACUGUCGUGCACAUUUAGCUCGUCAUGACGACCUCAUAAGUAAAUCUUUUCAGGGAAGUCAAGGUCGAGCUUAUCUAUUUAACCAGGCUGUAAAUGUUCGUUGCGCUGAAGCUAAACAACGUGUUCUUCUGACCGGGUUGCAUUUUGUAGCUGAUAUAUUUUGUGCAUGCUGUGAUACAGCACUAGGUUGGAAGUAUGAACGUGCUUUUGAACCUAGUCAACGAUAUAAAGAAGGCAAGGUGAUAAUUGAACUGGUACAUCUAUUUAAGGAUAACAGUUGGGAUGCUGAAUGGUUAUACCCUUUGUAUCCGACAAGCUCUAUUGCUAAUGGUAAUACUUCUGACAUGACUUUAAAUUAUGCAAAGCCGCAUUCAAUUAGUGUAAGUGAUUAUCGUCAUAGUGAAACUGGAAAAUCUAAAUCUUCAAUAAACUUCCCACCGAUUGAUGCGUCUAAUUCUUUAUCAUCAACUGAUGGAGGUAUUUUUGAAUCUUCCACAACUGAUUUAAUUGAUCCUAAUGAAGAAACAUGCACAGAUUUCGUGCAUCAUCAUCACCAUUCACAUCCUCCUCCUUCUCUACACCAUCAUCAUCACCAACUUCAUUAUCAUUUGAGUACAUCUCCUUCAUCCUCAACUCAGGUUCAUCAGUCAUCAUUUUCUCUUAUGUCAAAUGAUUCAACGUCCUUAUCAUAUCGAUUAAGUUCAUCAUUAAAUGCAACGGGUUGGGCCUUUCGUAUUCCACCACCAUUGACAUCUAACAAUGAUGGUCAUGAUAAAUAUUUAUUAGAUUUAUCUGAUUCUGGACGUGUCAGUGAUUAUUCUCAUACUUGCACAUCAAUAUCAGCAACAGAGAAUGUAGGACAUUUAAAUCUUGUUUGUUCUACAGAUAAUAACAACAGUGAUAGUGAUAUUAGACACGUUGAUAAUUUAAUACCGGAUAAUGUGAUUGUCACUAAUAUUGAUAAAAGUAAUACACGUAUUCAUAAUAAUACAGAUAACAAAACUAGAAUAGUCACUGGCACUAACAAUAAUAAUAAUAAUAAUAAUAAUAAUAAUAAUAAUCGUAAAGAAGAUGAUCAUUUUACCAAAUCAAAGUCAAUAACUCCUAUUACAAUUAAACUAUCUCAUAAAGAUCAAAAUAAUAAUGCUGUGGAUAAUAAUAACAACUCUGAAUAUAGUUGUUUGGAAACAGAUGCAUAUGAUAUUUUUGAAGAUAUCAACUUUAACAAUGGGAAUAAUCAUAGACCAGUGGAUGAUUUAUGCUUAAGAAAGUUAUCUCAGUUUUCAACACCUCAAGCAAGAAGAAUUUCCAAAAUUAAUACACAAAAUCUACGAGUUACAUUCAAUUCUAAUUUAGGUAAACGUAAUCGUAAACGUAUAAAACAUCGACUUCGUGCUUCAUCUGCUUCACCUUCAAGAGAUUUUCUUUUACCUACUGGUUCAGAAGAUGAAGAAGAUGGUGAAGAAGAAAAAGACGAAGACGAAGAAGUAGCAAACACAGAAGAAACAGAUAAUCCAUCUAAUUUUACUAAUUUUAAUAAUCAAUCCCAAAAUAUUGUUAAAGUACAAGAUUGAAUUAAAUAUUAUUCUUUUCAUUAUUAUUUUAAUUCUAUGAAUAGCUUAUUCAAAACUACAUUUACUGUUCAUGUUCACACACAUAUACACACACACACACAAAAGUACACAACAUAAGCCUUUGUAUGAUUUUAAAUGCUGUGGAUUAAUAAACCGCAUGUCUUUCGAGCAUCUUUUAUUUAGAUAAGAUUAAAGAAAAAAAAACCAGUUUACUUUAAAAUAAUUAAUUACAUAAUUCUCUACUAGUAACAUAUCUCUAUUCAUUGCUUAUUGUUUAUUAUUUAUAUGAUAACAAUGGUUCAUAACAUAAUUUUAACGAUUUAUCUAUUUCAGCUUCUUUCUUUUUCUUUUUUUCUUUUCCUUUCUCUUUGUUGUUGUUGUUGUUGUUGUUGUUCUUGUUAAUUAUAGAUUAAUCUUGAUCUUAUAAUUCAUAUAACAUUUACAUAAAUAUUCACCAUUUCAAUCAUUAAUAUCUUGUUUCUAGGUUAAUUAAAAGGUUAAUAUCUUGUCUAAUGACAAUUGUCCAAAUGAUAUGAUCAUCUUAAUUGCAUAGAUAAUAUGAAACUGUUAUCUUCUUAUUUAUUUAUUUAUUCAUUUAUUAACAUCUAUAUUAUUUUUGAUAAUCGAUUCAAGCUAAUGGAAUUUUUCAAUGGAUCAUUUCUCUCUCUUUCUCUCUCUCCCCCCCCUAUAUAUAUAUAUAUGAAUAAGUUCUUGUUAGUUACUUGAUGGAUAAUUUCAAUUUUGCUUAUUAGUUAACUUUAAUUUUCUUUCUUUUUUUUCAUUCUUCCUUUUCUUAACUUUCCUCUCUUUUCUUUUCUUUUCCUAUUUUAUGAAUACAAAGAAAAAAACAAGCUGUUACGUAAUCUUGUUUGUCCUUUAUAUAAUAAUGAUAAUAAUAUUGAUAAUAAUAAUAGUAAGGGUUUAUUAAUACGGUUUAAUAUUAAUAUUACUGAUAAUAAGAACAGACUAAACACCUUAAUAUGAUAUUGGUUUUUCGAGAGAAAAACAAAGAUUUCUGUAAAAAAAAACAUUUAAUCGAUUAUUAUUAUUAUUAUUGUUACUAUGUCUUAGUUACAAUGUUCUAUGUUAUUUUCAUUACAAAGAUUGUUUUAUUGUUGUAUUUGUGAAGAAUUUUAUGUUUCUUCUUUUUUAUUUUGUCUCUAUGUUUUCAUUGCCUCUCAGAACUAAGCCAUAUUUUAUUAAAAAAGAAAAUAAAAGAAAAGAAAUUCA